AUGGACUACCCAUUUUUUUGUGCCAUGAUUCAGCCCUUUCAUUUUAGUGGCUUCAAUAUGAUGUUCCCCGAGGCUGGACGUAGCUUCAAGGCAUCAUACAAAUGUUUUUCGGUAUCCAUGUUACCGGGCAAUGAGCGCCAAGAUGUGGAAAAUGGUGGCAAGAUCAUUAUGCCACCCUCAGCAUUGGAUUCCCUGACCCGCCUCAAUGUCGAAUACCCAAUGCUGUUCAAAUUGAUUAACAACAAAAAAGCCCGAACUUCACAUGCUGGCGUUUUGGAGUUUGUGGCCGAUGAGGGUAAAUGUUAUCUGCCCUAUUGGAUGAUGGACAAUUUGCUGCUGGAGGAGGGUGAUAUUCUAACCAUAGAAAGUGUCUCCUUGCCGGUGGCUAAGUUCUCCAAAUUUCAACCACAUAGCACAGAUUUUUUGGAUAUUACCAAUCCAAAGGCGGUGUUGGAAAAUGCUCUCAGAAAUUUUGCAUGUUUGACCACGGGAGAUGUCAUUGCCAUUAAAUAUAAUAAAAAGGUGUAUGAGUUGUGUGUGCUGGAAACAAAACCGGGUAAUGCUGUGAGCAUUAUUGAAUGUGAUAUGAAUGUGGAAUUUGAAGCCCCUGUGGGCUAUAAGGAGCCAACAACAUCCAAGAAAGUAGAGCCACAAGAGGAAAUGCCCCAGGACCAUGUCAUGGAAGAGGUGGUGGAAACCUUUAAAGGUUCUGGGGUACGUUUGGAUGGUAAAAAGAAAAAGGACAAUCAAUUGGAUGCACCAGUCAUUAAGAAGAUUCUGGCCCGUGGCGUUCCCGAUUAUGAUUAUCAAUUUGGUUAUUUGAAAUUUGAUCGCACCAUUAAGCCGAUUAGUGAUCGUGUGGCAGAAAUUGAUGCCACACCAGCGGUACAAGAAAAUUUCCAGGGUGAGGGAUUUUCAAUGAAAAAAUCCCGCAAAUAA
Messenger RNA from Musca vetustissima, 939 nucleotides. RefSeq names its product ubiquitin fusion degradation protein 1 homolog (gene Ufd1-like). Gene Ontology annotation, molecular function: polyubiquitin modification-dependent protein binding. Bases 1 to 939 code for a protein of 312 amino acids. The record is from RefSeq and is a predicted model, not a curated record. The transcript has 5 exons. Gene Ontology annotation, cellular component: VCP-NPL4-UFD1 AAA ATPase complex. NCBI's taxonomy places the organism in Eukaryota, Metazoa, Arthropoda, Insecta, Diptera, Muscidae.